Messenger RNA from Papaver somniferum (opium poppy), 4283 nucleotides. RefSeq names its product histidine kinase 3-like. The record is from RefSeq and is a predicted model, not a curated record. Bases 585 to 3680 code for a protein of 1031 amino acids. The transcript has 11 exons. Gene Ontology annotation, molecular function: phosphorelay sensor kinase activity. Lineage: Eukaryota; Viridiplantae; Streptophyta; Magnoliopsida; Ranunculales; Papaveraceae. Gene Ontology annotation, biological process: phosphorylation; phosphorelay signal transduction system.
GAUAGAAAAGAAAAGAAGAGAAAAGAAAGAAAGAGAUAAUGGUCACUGCUAGCAGACAUUUUCCCACCAUAUUCUUCUAAUCUUUGCUUUCAUUAGAUUCUGCAUUCUGAACACAAACCCCAUGAAUCCAAUCUUUCUUUUUUUAACUUGAACAGAGAUUUCUCUUUAAAUAUUUUCUUCUUCUACUACCUCUGUCUUGAUCUUAGAACCCAAACAUAUAUCCAUAAGUCAAUCUUAAAAAAAAAAACCCAACCACAUGCUUAGUUAGAUUUUUUGUGUAAGUAAACAAAAGAAGAGACAUGGUUUAUGUGUUCAUUCAUGGGACUCAUGGCAGAUUUUUGUAACAUGGGUUAUUUUUGUUUAUAAAUAACUAACUUUCAAUUCUUUGGGUGUUGUUAUAAUAACUAAGUUUAGUUGGUUGGUUGGCUGUUUCACUACUUAUCUUCACAAUAAAUUCAUCUUCCAUCUCCAAUCAUUUUCUGGAAGCUCACAAGUCUAGUAGUAAUAGUAACAGUGAAAGAUCCAAUCUGCAAUCUUGUGUUCUUCUUCUUCUUUCUUCACUCUUCUUCUUGAAGCUAUUGUGGAUGUGUUUAUUCAUAAAUGUUGGUUUGAAAGUGGUGGGACAUGCAAUUUUGAUGCUAUGUUCUUGGAAUAUCAUAAUUGAUAAUAACCCUAUGAAUUGGUUUGCUAAUAGUGGAUUAAUGGAGGUGAAGAACAAGUGUUUCGAGAAGAGGAAAUGUUUUGAUUGGUUCGGGAGUAUAUCACUAAAAGGGAGUAAAAUUUGGAUUAAGAGAGCUUAUGUUACUUGGCUAAUUUGUUGUCUAUUUGCAUCAAUAUGGAUCUUUUGGUAUAUGAAUUCACUUGCUAAAGAGAAAAGGAAAGAAACUUUGUCGAGUAUGUGUGAUGAGAGAGCUAGAAUGUUACAAGAUCAGUUUAAUGUCAGUAUGAAUCAUCUCCAAGCUUUGUCUAUCUUGAUCUCAACUUUCCACCAUGCCAAGAACCCAUCUGCUAUUGACCAGGCAACGUUUGCGAGGUAUGCAGAGCGGACGGCAUUUGAGAGACCGCUCACCAGCGGCGUGGCGUAUGCUGUCAGGGUACUUCAUUCUGAAAGGGAACAAUUUGAGAAGCAACAAGGAUGGACCAUAAAGAGAAUGGAUACACUGGUUCAAGAGGAGGAGUAUGCAUUCGAAAUCCCAGAAUCAUUACCAUCCCCUGUUCAGGAAGAAUAUGCCCCGGUUAUCUUUGCGCAAGAUACCGUCUCCCAUGUCAUUUCUCUCGAUAUGCUUUCGGGAAAGGAAGACCGUGAAAAUGUCUUGCGCGCAAGAGCAUCAGGAAAAGGGGUUCUUACUGCUCCUUUCGAAUUGCUGAAAACAAAGCGUCUCGGGGUCAUACUUACAUUUGCUGUUUACAAGACGGAACUUCCAUCAAAUGCAACUCCAAACGAAAGGAUACUGGCAACUGAUGGGUACCUUGGUGGAAUAUUCGAUAUAGAAUCGCUUGUAGAGAAGUUGCUUCACCAACUUGCCAGCAAACAAACCAUCCUUGUGAAUGUGUAUGACACCACUAAUUUCUCAGAUCCAAUUAGCAUGUAUGGCUCAAAUGUCACAGAUGAUAGAAUGUUCCAUGUCAGCUCUCUUAGCUUCGGAGACCCAUUUAGAAAACAUGAAAUGCGAUGCAGAUUCAAGCAGAAGCCACCAAUGCCUACAUUGGCGUUGAGCACAGCCAUUGUUGUGCUUAUUAUUGGGUAUCUUAUUGGGCAUAUACUCAACGCAUCAGCUAAUAGAAUCACAAGAGUUGAGGAUGAAUACCAAUUGAUGAAGGAGUUAAGAAAACAGGCUGUGGCUGCAGAUACCGCAAAGUCCCAGUUCCUCGCUACUGUUUCCCACGAGAUCAGAACCCCCAUGAAUGGUGUUCUAGGGAUGUUGCAGAUGCUAAUGGACACGGAACUAGAUAUAACACAACAAGAUUAUGUCAGAACUGCACAAGCAAGUGGGAAAGCUCUAGUUUCACUUAUAAAUGAAGUUCUAGAUCAGGCCAAAAUUGAAUCUGGCAAACUUGAGCUUGAGGCUGUGCGCUUUGAUGUUCGGGCUAUCAUGGAUGACGUGCUGUCUCUUUUUAGUGGAAAAUCUCAAGACAAGGGAUUAGAGUUAGCUGUGUACAUCUCAGACCGGGUUCCUGAAGUUUUAAUUGGUGAUCCUGGGAGAUUUCGGCAGAUUAUCACAAAUCUCAUGGGGAACUCGAUCAAAUUCACAGAGAAAGGACAUAUCUUUGUGACUAUUAAUGUUCUGGAGGAGGUGACAAGCUCAAUAGAUGUUGAGACUGAAGCGCCAUCUAGGAAUACCCUAAGCGGCUUUCCUGUGGCAGAUAGACGCCGCAGUUGGGGGCACUUCAAGACUUUUAGCCAAGAGGGAGCCACAUGUCCAGAAUCCUCAUCCGCCGCAUCGGAUCUCAUUACUCUAAUAGUAUCGGUCGAGGAUACAGGUGUUGGUAUUCCUUUAGACGCCCAUCCAAAAGUUUUCACACCAUUUAUGCAAGUGGGGCCGUCCAUCUCCCGAACUCAUGGUGGCACAGGUAUUGGAUUGAGUAUAAGCAAGUGUCUAGUUGGUCUCAUGAGCGGAGAGAUUGGAUUUGCCAGUGAACCCCAUGUUGGCUCCACUUUCACGUUCACAGUUGUUUUCAAUAAUGGUCGUUCGAAUUCAAACGAGUUCAAGAACCAACAAAUUAUUAAGCAGGCCAGCGGUCCAAUAUCCUCUGAAUUACAAGGAAUGACAGCGCUGGUUGUGGAUCCCAGACUUGUCAGAGCACAGGUGACAAGAUAUCAUCUCCAAAGAGUUGGUGUCCGCGGUGAAAUAGCCUCUGAUCUUAACCAAGGACUAUCUCACAUCUCCAGUGGUGGGUCAUCAGUCAUCAACAUGGUCAUUGUCGAAAAAGAAUUCUGGGAUAAAGACGCUGUUUUAGCAACUCAGUUUGCUAACAAGUUGAAGCAGUAUGAUCCUUCAGAUCGUUUGAAACUGUUUCUUUUAGCCAAUUCUGUUGUUUCUCCGAGAACAGAUAUUGGGAAGUUUGGUGGCUAUAACCCAACAAUCAUUAUGAAACCCCUUAGAGCAAGUAUGUUAGCCGCAUCUCUUCAACGAGCACUUAGCGUAGGUAACAACAAGGGUAACCCUCGAAAUGGAGUGAAACCACUUCUGCCACUCCAGAAUCUUCUUCGUGGUAAACAAAUUCUGGUUGUAGAUGACAAUAAUGUAAACCUCAGAGUAGCUGCUGGAGCUUUGAAGAAGUAUGGAGCUACAGUAGAAUGUGCAGAUAGUGGGAAGAAAGCUAUUGAUAUGCUUAAACCGCCUCACCACUUUGAUGCCUGUUUUAUGGAUAUCCAAAUGCCUGAAAUGGAUGGGUUUGAAGCUACAAAAAGGAUUCGAGCUAUGGAACACGACAUAAAUAACCGAAUCCAACAUGGAGAGAUAUCUGUGGAGGCUUACGGGAAUGUUCAAAACUGGCAUGUUCCUAUAUUGGCCAUGACUGCAGAUGUAAUUCAAGCUACAAACAAGCAGUGCUUGGCGAGUGAGAUGGAUGGCUAUGUGUCUAAACCUUUUGAAGGAGAACAACUAUAUAGAGAAGUUGCACGCGUUCUGAAAUCAAAUCCACCUCAACUUACAAACCCAGUAGACCAAAGCAUCUAGCGCACUGGACUAUAGAUAUCAACUGACUAUUCUUCAGGGCGAACUGGAAUGCUUAAUCGGGAUUUCGUGUUGUUACCAAGAGAUUAUUUAUUUUUCGCAGGGGCUGAUUGGAAUGAAAGAGUGCACAGAAGAAACAUUGAUUCUCCGUCCUUUUGACGACUUAAUUUAACUCACAACUUAUUUGGUGGCUUGAGAUGAUAACCUAAUCGUUACUUUGUAAAUAUGUCUCCUUCUCUCCGUCGAUACAAAAAGAUGUUCGGAAUCCUCACAACUUCGAAUGUGAAGGAAAUGAAAAUAUUUAGCUGCUGGUGUAAGUAAAAAGAAGAAAGUUUGGAAUUAGACUACGUUUCUAUAUACUCUCUACCUUAUCGUAAGAAUGUAUUUAGUUAGUUUUGCUGGUGAGAUUUCCAGUUAUCUUUUUUUCUCUAUCCUCUGGAAAUCGAAGAUUCAUUGCAGAGGUUUUCAAUGUAGUAGUAGUCCUAGUGAGCAAUGCAAAUAAUACAUGGUUCUUUAUUGAUUGUGUUGCUAAUGUAUGAUGGACGAGACAAUGUAGUCGUGACAACUAGUUGUACAUACGCGUUUCUCAUUUUAGUAGUACCUGAA